Messenger RNA from Suillus paluster, 510 nucleotides. RefSeq lists its product as uncharacterized. NCBI's taxonomy places the organism in Eukaryota, Fungi, Basidiomycota, Agaricomycetes, Boletales, Suillaceae. The transcript has 3 exons. Bases 1 to 510 code for a protein of 169 amino acids. The record is from RefSeq and is a predicted model, not a curated record.
AUGCAGAAGUUCCACAACCUUUAUCAAGGUGCCUUCAUGGUGCAAACAUUUUGUGCCAACUUCACUGCCAUCAAUGGUGCUCACAAGGUACAUGAACUAGACAAGCCAGGAGACAGCUUGAAUCCUGCUGGGGGUCUAGUGCUGUUGUGUGCUGUGGUUAAGCAAGCAUUGAUGCUUGUUGCUUCUCAUACUAUAACCAUCACAAUGGUUCUCACUGCCAAGGGUAAAUCUAUACCAUUGCUGAAGACACUCAAUCACUCAACCGCUAAAGUUUCCAAUCAGCAAACAGGAUUCAAUGACAUCACCUGGGGUUCUUCCACACACUCAUAUGUGAAGUCAAUUGAAUUUUCCAAGAAGAGCCAUCAUUCCGGCAAUGAUAGAGCCAUCAAUGAUGGUGUGGUCAAUGAUGAAGAUCUGGACAAGCACGCUCAGCUCAUGGACAUAUUGGAGUCUGAGUCUGGGUCUGAAGAUCAUAGUAAUGGCUCUGAUGUGGACUUGGAGGUGGAAUGA